AUGUUUUUCAACAUCCAUGUGGUUUUGUAAUAAUUUAUAUUUUUGCUUAAUAACACGAUUUCAUAUAAAACUUCAAAGUUGUAAUGGAAGAUCUUAAGGAGAAUAAUACAAUAAUUGUUGAGCAAGACACUGUCGAAGAGUAUGAAUUUAAAUAUAAUUUUUUAAAUACGCCCUGGGAUGAUCGUUCUACCAAGAGUAAAGUAGGCAUCAUUACUUUAUUAACAGUUAUAUUUACGGGAAUAGCAGCGUGCGUGAUUAACAAUCUCUGUAUACAUUACAAAGGGUUCCAAUAUUCUAAAAUAAUAAAUAAUGAUAUUAAAUGUCAUCUUAUAAAGAUGGACGACUACAGUUUCACUGCUAGGAUACAUUUAGCAUCAACGCACCAACUGCUAUGUGUAGGGGCAGUCAUAAGUUCUUCGGCGGUUUUGGUUAACGGAAUGUGUGUAAAAGCUGGACCCAUACUUCUACGUUUGGGAAGUCUUGCUGAACCUCGCUGUAAAAAGAGAUUUUCUGUUGACGCCGUCGAACCAAUACAACACGAUGGUGUAAUAGGUAAUACAUUAGUUCUUCUAUACAUUUACGAAAACAUUGUUGAUUGUGCAAAAAUUAUACGGAUUGGUCAGCAAAUAGACUGGAACUCGACAGCUUACAUAAUUGGAAGACCUCUGCAUAUGGGCAAAACAUUAUCACGCCAACCAGCAACCCUUGCUAAUCAAUAUGAUUCAAAUCCACCAGUUAAAAAUUUAAAUAAGAAACAUAUAAUUUGCGUGAAAGAUUUAGCGCGAUGUCCAGUACGUGCUGGUGAUCUGCUCAUCCAAAAUGGAUACCUUUUCGGGCUAGCUUCAACAAGUAUUCAUCACACGGGUCAGAGUAAAUCAGCCUGUUUUGCGGACCUAAACGUAGUGCGACACGAAAUUAGUGACCUGGGUGCUGAAGUUUAA
This is a messenger RNA of Galleria mellonella (greater wax moth), 941 nucleotides long. RefSeq lists its product as uncharacterized. Lineage: Eukaryota; Metazoa; Arthropoda; Insecta; Lepidoptera; Pyralidae. The transcript has 2 exons. Bases 84 to 941 code for a protein of 285 amino acids. The record is from RefSeq and is a predicted model, not a curated record.